AUGGCCAGCAUCGCGCUCUACGUUCUUGGUGGCGCCCUUGCGCUGCAGGCGUGGGCCAAGCUCGGCCCCGCGCCGCGCCUCGAUGUGCGCGACCAGCACGUCUUGAUCACGGGCGGCAGCCAAGGUCUCGGACUCGCGAUCGCCACGCACUAUGCUCGCGCCGGCGCCAAGAUCUCGAUUCUGGCGCGGAGCCAGCCCGCUCUGGAGACAGCCCGAGUUACCCUCGCGGCGCUGAGCGCGCAUCCCGUGUGCGCUCUCGCGUGCGACGUGACGGACGCCGACGCGAUGCUGCAUGCGGUCGCGACGGCCAACGCUAACGCUUUCCAUGCGCGCGUCACCGACCACGUUGUGUGCAACGCCGGCGUCUCGUUGCCCGGCCUUUUGCUCGACCACGACAUGGCGAUCACAUGGACGUCAACUACUUUGGCGCGCUCACACCAUCAAGGUAUCAACGCGACACUGCCGGCCAUGGUCGCGCGCGGCGGUGGCGGCGGGUUCAUCUUCAUCAACUCGGGCGCGGGCCUCGUGGCGUUUGCGGGCUUUGCCCAGUACGCUGCGUCCAAGUACGCACUGCGCGGGCUCGCCGACGCGCUCCGGAACGAACUUGGCUUGUACAAGAUGCGCGUGCACUGCUUUUACCCGGGCAGCAUCGAUACCAAGAUGUACGUGGAGGAGCAAGCAACCAAGCCUUCGAUGACCAAGGCCAUCGAAGGCACCACCGACCUCGUCUCGCCGGAUGCGGCAGCCGCCAGCCUCAUGCGGGGCAUUGCCAGAGGUUCGUACGCCAUCACCAACGACAUGGGCAUUUGGGCAGGUCGCAUCAUGGGUCAAGGCAUCGCGCCGCGCGACUGGGCUUGCUACCUCUUCGAGGUGCUCUGUAGUCCGCUCAUCGUGCUCGUCCAAGUCGUCUUUGGCUGGUACAUGGACGCUCUCGUGCUGUGCUCGCCGAAGCACGCAACGACCGCGUCUGGCAAGCAUGCCUAGGCC
Molecule: messenger RNA, 987 nt
Organism: Saprolegnia parasitica CBS 223.65
Lineage: Eukaryota; Oomycota; Saprolegniomycetes; Saprolegniales; Saprolegniaceae
Exons: 9
Coding region: 1-984 (327 amino acids)
Biological process (GO): sphingolipid biosynthetic process
Cellular component (GO): endoplasmic reticulum membrane
Molecular function (GO): 3-dehydrosphinganine reductase activity
Source: RefSeq, a predicted model, not a curated record